AUUUCUCUCUACCAUUUUCAAUAUCAAAAAGUUUCUUCAAACAAACAAGUAUUAGAUUAACAUUAUCCUCUUCAUUUUCAGCAAUUCAUGGCUAAACUAAUAUAUUCGUAUCUAUUCAUCUCCAUGUUUGUUCUCUCAGUUCUUUUGGCGUUGCCAAAUGCAGAAGGAGCGGAUAUUAAAAGAUGUGUUGUGGACGUGAAGCUUAGCAAGCCAUGCACUUUUCAAGAAUGCAUACCACUUUGUUUUCAAAGGUACAAUGGGAAUGGCGUUUGUACCGGAAAGAAAAACGAAAUUUGCACUUGCGCCUACAAUUGUUAAGCUAUAAUAUGUUGUUAGCUAGACCAAAAAUCUUUAAUGUUAUGGUGCCUUAGUAAUCCUUGACUCCAUGUAUUUGGAGGAUAUGAUCAUAUGAAUAAAGAUCUUUUAAAUUUUCUA
Molecule: messenger RNA, 435 nt
Organism: Arabidopsis thaliana (thale cress)
Lineage: Eukaryota; Viridiplantae; Streptophyta; Magnoliopsida; Brassicales; Brassicaceae
Gene: LCR24
Product: low-molecular-weight cysteine-rich 24
Exons: 2
Coding region: 88-318 (76 amino acids)
Cellular component (GO): extracellular region
Source: RefSeq, marked reviewed